GCUUCCCUUUAUUAUUUUUCUCUAUUUUUGAAACUUUAGUAUUUUUUUUUUUACCAAUGGCUUCAAUGUCUUCACAUGGAUCUGGUUCAUGGACUGCAAAGCAAAACAAGGCCUUUGAGAAGGCAUUGGCAGUUUAUGAUCAAGACACACCUGACCGAUGGCUCAAUGUUGCAAAAGCUGUUGGUGGAAAAACUGCUGAGGAGGUUAAAAUGCAUUAUGCACUUCUUGUUGAGGAUGUUAAGUUUAUUGAGUCUGGCCAAGUUCCUUUCCCUUAUCGAAGCUCAAGAGGCGGAAACUAAGGAUGAAGAACAUGAAGCUCCACCAUUGAGAUUGAUGGUGAAGUAAUGGAAGAAUAAAAGAAAGGAAAGAAGAAUGAACCUUUUGCUCUAAAAUAUUGUGUUUUUUUUUCAAUGAUAUCUAAUGUUAUUAAUUUAUGUUAAGCUUUAAGUUAUUGGUUAAUUCCCUGUAUUAUUGUACAUCAACCUUUGAUUUUGGGAGGAUCAAAAAAUUCAAAAAGAAUUAUAUUCCUUCCUUUUUCUUGAGGUUAAUGAAUCUAUAAGUCUUUUAUAUUGAAAUAUAAUUGCAAUAUAUGGUUAAAUUUUUACCUUCUCA
Benincasa hispida (wax gourd) is the source of this 612-nucleotide messenger RNA. RefSeq names its product protein RADIALIS-like 1. Lineage: Eukaryota; Viridiplantae; Streptophyta; Magnoliopsida; Cucurbitales; Cucurbitaceae. The record is from RefSeq and is a predicted model, not a curated record. Gene Ontology annotation, molecular function: DNA-binding transcription factor activity.